AUGGCUUCGUCAGUGAACGGUUCAUCUUCAGCACGCGCAUCACCGCAACCUGGCUCAAAGAAAAACAAUGGCAUCCAGCAUUACGCGUCAAUAAGCGGGACCAGCGGAACCCCGGCGGCGUCCGCCAGCGGCGGAACUACAAACACCACGCCGUCGAAACCCCAGAGACCCGCGCGUCGGAUCGAGGUCGAGGCACUGAUGAACGAUUUCCGGCGCGUGCUGGGCGACAAAUGGGCGCGUUAUCGGGAAGUGAUUACGAAUUUUCUGAUUGGGAAGCUGACGAGGACGGAGCUCGAGGAGGAGCUCGGGGAGAUUUUGGAGAAGAGUAUGGUGCGGAUGCAUAACCAGUUCUUGCUGGCGAACCUCGCAAACUCGCUGCGUGAUCCGCCGCCGUCGACGAACGGACUUCCGGUGUGGAGUACACGGAGGAAAGAUGGACCGCUGAGAUCGAGGAUGUCUGGAGAUCCGAUUAUGGCCAGACUGAAAUCUGAGAUCAUGGGGUUCACCCCGCGAGAACGAAGACGGAUAAAAGCCAUCACAAGGGACGCGGGAAAGAAAGGACCGAUACCAUCGACUAUCAUCCUCACCAGACGGGCCAAGAUGCCUGCUGUUCCUGUCAUCAACGACAAAGACAAAUCAAAGACAAACAUAUCCCAAGACAUUAUUCAAAGCUACCACUUACCUCUAGCCUCUGAAUCAUACGAACUCCCAGACGCCGACGCCCUACGCACACGACUGCUCGGCAUCGCGUACGAGCACGGCUUACUCGAUGGCAUCUCAGACGAGGUGCCGGAUAUCAUCCUUGCCGGGCUGGAGUAUCACCUACGGGACUUUCUGCAGCAGAUUUUUAACCGAGUGCGGCCGACUAUGCACAAGAAAGUAUCUGAUCUGCCGUUUGUAUCGCUCACGCCUGCUGCACAAGACAGCCAGGCCGGCAAAGACGCGGCCGCGAAUAAAAGCGACCGGAAACCUACAGAGAAUAAUUCGAAGGAGAGAAAGCGCAAGUUCCAGCAUCUGGAUGAUGACAACAUCAUCACUGCCGAGGACAUGGCAUUAGCGCUCGAACUCGUACCUCACAGCAUCGUCGAGCCCAGCGGGCCUCUCUACAGACUUUACGACGUCAUGCUACGGGACGAGAUCGAUGACGCGCGGCCAGACCAGAGCUCAGCAGAUUAG
Molecule: messenger RNA, 1176 nt
Organism: Myxozyma melibiosi
Lineage: Eukaryota; Fungi; Ascomycota; Lipomycetes; Lipomycetales; Lipomycetaceae
Product: transcriptional regulator of RNA polII, SAGA, subunit-domain-containing protein
Exons: 3
Coding region: 1-1176 (391 amino acids)
Biological process (GO): regulation of transcription by RNA polymerase II
Cellular component (GO): SAGA complex
Molecular function (GO): transcription coactivator activity
Source: RefSeq, a predicted model, not a curated record